Molecule: messenger RNA, 4929 nt
Organism: Rhineura floridana
Lineage: Eukaryota; Metazoa; Chordata; Lepidosauria; Squamata; Rhineuridae
Gene: ELP1
Product: elongator acetyltransferase complex subunit 1
Exons: 37
Coding region: 232-4287 (1351 amino acids)
Biological process (GO): tRNA wobble base 5-methoxycarbonylmethyl-2-thiouridinylation
Cellular component (GO): cytosol; elongator holoenzyme complex
Molecular function (GO): tRNA binding; protein binding
Source: RefSeq, a predicted model, not a curated record
GCGGUGCCAGGCAGUCCCGGCGUUGGCACGCUGGCUCUGAGCGGCGGCCGGAAAAAUAACACAAUGCAUUCCGCUGCUUUCUGUUUGGUCGGAAAAGCAGGAGGGGCGCCCUUCUUUGGGGCCGUCUUGUUACUUGUGCCGUUUCCCCAAGAAAUAUUCCUCUUUCCGACUGGCGAUGAAUUAUUCUAGAGAUCUCGAAAGCAUGCUCAUUAUUUUGCGGCGACACUUCAGAUGGUCCUAAUAAAGGUACAGUCUGUUAGUUUGAUUAUCUCUUUAUCUGUGUGCACUGAGGACAAUAUGAGAAAUCUCAGACUACUGAGAACGUGGGAAUGCCAGCCAGUCCAGACUGCUGGAACUCCUCAGGGCUUCUCUCUCCGUGUGGACAAAGGGACGCUAUUAGUCAGCACAGAGUAUGGAAUUGUGGAGGUAGAUCCCGUCACACAAGAGGUUGCAAGUGAAGUCUCUUUGAUAGCUGAGGGUUUCCUACCAGAAGAUGGAAGCGGGUGCAUUGUGGGUAUUCAGGAUUUGCCAGAUCAAGAGGUUGUCUGCGUGGCUACAGCAACUGGAGAUGUUAUACUGUGCAAUCUGAACACAAACCAGUUGGAGUGUGUCGGGAGUGUGGACAGCGGUCUAACUGUGAUGAGCUGGAGUCCUGACCAAGAGCUUGUUCUCCUUGCUACAGGUCAGCAGACUCUCAUUCUGAUGACAAGAGACUUCGAACCAAUUACAGAAAGUCAGAUCCACCAAGAUGAUUUUGGAGAAGGGAAGUUUAUUACUGUUGGUUGGGGUAAAAAGGAAACACAGUUCCACGGAUCAGAAGGCAAGCAGGCAGCUCGCAUCAAGCCAGUGGAAGUGCUGCCUGCUUUGUCAUGGGAUGACCAUAGACCUCGAAUCACCUGGAGAGGAGAUGGACAGUAUUUUGCAGUGAGCACUAUUUGUCCAGAGACAGGUGCUCGGAAAGUCAGAGUGUGGAGCAGAGAGUUUGUUUUGCAGUCUACAAGUGAGCCUGUCCCAGGACUAGAACAAGCACUGGCCUGGAAGCCCUCUGGAAGUCUGAUUGCAUCCACCCAAGAGAAAGCCAACAAGCAUGAUGUUGUGUUUUUUGAAAAAAAUGGACUCCUUCAUGGUGAAUUCACACUUCCCUUCCAGAAAGGCCAAGUCAAGGUAAAUGAGCUGCUCUGGAAUUCAGACUCUGUGAUAUUGGCGGUAUGGUUGGAAGAACUGAAAACUGAGGAUAACUCUCAACCAAAGACAUAUGUUCAGUUGUGGACAGCAGGAAACUAUCACUGGUAUCUGAAGCAAAGCCUGCCUUUCGAUAGCUCAGAGGGCGGGCAGCCACUUGUGUCCCUGGCAUGGGACCAAGAGAGGCCUUAUCGACUCCACAUGCUCUGUCAACAGUGGCUCUACCUCUGCUGUGACUGGAAGUGGAAUACUGAUCGCAGCACUGGCGAGGGGGCAAGCGACUUGGCUAGCGUGGCAGUCAUUGAUGGAGACAAGGUACUGUUGACAGCCUUCCGGCAUGCUGUGGUCCCCCCGCCUCUUUGUACAUAUCAGCUCCAUCUCCCCUGUUUUGUCAAUCAAGUUGCCUUCCUUAUGGAGCCCUCUAGAAGCGGGGAUCUUGCUGUCCUGGAUACGAAUAAUAGGAUUUCCAUUUACAGAUCAGAUGGCCAUAAAGAUACAGACGCUACAGUUAAAAUUGGUGCAGUUGGUGGAAAUAGAUGUAAAACUGCUGUCCCUCAGCUGGAAAAGUCAUACAGAAUCGCCCUUGAUGACGACAGAGAUGGGAGAAAUCCACUGUGGUUUCGCCUUCUCACCUGGUUGCAGGAUGGUCUGUUGCUGGCUGCUAGCCAGGGGCUCCUCCCGGCUCACACUGUCAUUCACCAUCUGAAUCUAUCCUCAUCAGCAGAGAAGGGAAGCAUUGAUAUCUGUUCACCUGUGACUGUGGAUGGAGUUGUAAUCAGCCUCUGUUGCAACCCAAAGACCAAUGUAGUGGCUGUGCAACUUUCUGAUGGCCAAAUAAUGAAGUACCUCUGGGGAGCUGAAACACCAGUUGUCACCCCGUGGCUGAACAGCAGUGGUUCAGCUGUCCGGUUUCCUUCACCCUGUAUGCAGACUGCAAUGACUGUAAUUGGUGGUGAAGAAACCAUCUUUGGCCUGAGUGACAGAUGCCGUUUUUUUAUUAAUGACAUUGAGGUUGCUUCAAAUGUCACAUCCUUUGCCGUCCAUGAUGAGUUCCUGUUGUUGACCACACAUGCUCAUACCUGCCAGUGCCUGUCUCUGAGGAACACAUCCCUGAAAGUUUUGCAGUCAGGUUUGGGCAACUCUUCUGUCCCCAAUAGCGAGACGCUGCGCAAGGUGGAAAGAGGAUCCCGGAUAGUCACAAUUGUGCCACAGGAGACAAAGCUAAUAUUGCAGAUGCCAAGAGGAAACUUGGAAACAGUUCACCAUCGUGCCCUUGUUUUGGCCCAAGUCCGCAAGUGGCUGGAUGGCCUCCAGUUUAAAGAAGCAUUUGAAUGUAUGAGGAAGCUCCGAAUCAAUCUCAACCUCAUUUAUGACCACAAUCCAAAGGUUUUCCUGGAAAACGUGGAAACAUUUAUAAAACAAAUUGAUUCAGUGAAUUAUAUCAAUUUGUUCCUCACCGAGUUGAAAGAAGAAGACUUCACAAAGACUAUGUAUCCACCUCUAGAUCCGGCCAGUGUCCGUGAGCUGCGCAACUCUGAUAGAAAGAAGGUUGACCUCAUCUGUGAUGCUAUGAGAGCAGCCAUGGAGAACAUCAGUGCUCCCAAAUACUGUUUGUCCAUACUGACCUCACAUGUGAAAAAGAGUCCCCCAGAACUGGAAACUGCUCUGCAGAGAAUUCGUGAGCUUCGAGAGCAAGCUUCAGUGACUGCUGGAUCCGUCAGUGCAGAAGAAGCUCUGAAAUACCUGCUGUACUUGGUGGAUGUCAGUGAAUUGUAUGAUCAUUCUCUGGGGACGUAUGACUUUGAUUUAGUUAUUAUGGUUGCUGAGAAGUCUCAGAAGGAUCCUAAGGAAUAUCUCCCAUUUUUAAACAAGCUUAAGAAAAUGGAAAGCAAUUACCAGCGAUACUCUAUAGAUAAAUAUUUGAAGAGGUAUUCAAAGGCUCUCCACCAUCUGAGUAAAUGUGGACCAGAGCAUUUUUCAGAGUUCCUGAACUUGGUCGUGGAUCAGAACUUAUAUAAUGAAGCUCUGAAGCUGUAUUUGCCAGACACUCAGGAGUACAAGACUGUCAGCUAUGCCUACGGAGAAUAUUUGAUCCAAAAGCAUCUCCCUGACCAAGCGGGGCUGAUCUUCUUCCGCUGCGGUGCAUUUGAAAGAGCUCUGGAUGCCUUUCUGAGCAGUGGCAAUUGGCAGCUGGCCCUGUGUGCAGCGGGUGAGCUUUGUUACACCGAAGAUAAGCUGGCCAACCUGGCGAGGAGCAUGGCAGGAAAAUUUGUUGAAAAAAGAAAAUAUGCAGAUGCAGCAAUACUGCUGGAACAAUAUGCCAAGGAUUAUGAGGAGGCCAUCCUGUUCCUCCUGGAAGGGACUGCCUGGGAUGAGGCCCUAAGACUGAUUUACAAAUAUAACAGGACUGACAUUCUGGAGACCAACUUCAGGCCGUCUCUGCUAGAAGUUCAAAAAAAUCAUUUGGUGUUCCUGGAGACGCAGAAAGCAGCUUUUUCUCACCAUCAGAAGCGCCUCUCUGUGGUCAGAGAGCUGAAGCAGCAAGCCCGAAAUGAGUUCCUGGAUUUUGAAUCGCCGAACUGUCCAGAAUUGGAUCUUUUUUCUGAUGCCAGCAGCAUGGUAACGGCUACCAACACAAGUUCUAAAUACACCCACAGUAACUCAAGAAUAUCUGCACGCUCUUCAAAGAACCGUCGCAAGGCAGAGCGUAAGAAACACAGCCUGAAGGAAGGAAGCCCCUUAGAGGAUGUCGCUCUCCUGGAAGUUUUAGGAGAAAUAGUUCGGAAUAUUGACAGUCUAAAAGGUGAGGUACACAGCCUUUUAAAACAUCUAAUCCUCUUUGGCUAUAACGGACAAGCCCAGAAGUUGCAGCAAGCCUUUGAGGAGACCCUUCACUUGGUGGAGCACUCCCUCCUUGAAAUCUGGAGCCCAGAUGUGCAGCAGAUCCCAGCCAACCCAAUCCUGGGUCCCAAUUCAACUGCCAAUAGCAUAACUGCUGCCUACAACCAACAAAAGAUAACGGCUCCUGUAUUACAAGAUCCUGAAUUCUUUAUACCCCCCAAACUCAACAAAAGCAUCCAGUGGAAGCUGAAUCUUCUCCAGUAAUCCAGACCCACAGCCGCUGAUGGACUGAGGAUCUGCAUUUAUGCUUCUUCUCAUUCUGAAAUCAGUGCCCUCCCCAUAUCUCACAAUAGAUCAUGUACUAUACCCUGAAAUGACAAGGGGUUGUCUUAGUUAUGGCCUGCCUUCCUUCCUCCUCUUUUCUCUGCUGCUCAAUUCCAGUGGAUUGCCUGGAUACCCAGACACACAGCACAUAAGCACAGCCACUGCAAGCCAGUUAUUUUAAUCCGUUCCAUUGUGCUGUCUCAAAGAAGCGUUUUUGCUCUUCAGUUCCUUUUUUGCUAGAUACAAUUGAUCUUUCAAAACUUAAAAGCAGAGCUACUGAGUUAUUUGCAUUGUGGUUUUCUAACGUGGAUUUCUUUGUGUGUAUGUGUUUAACGGACACCAGUUACCCUGCAUGGCAAAAGUGAAGCACUGCUGAACCAGAUACAUUUUGUUUUUUAAUGCCCUCAAGGGCUCAGCUCUUCACAUGGUACAAAUACACCUCAAACGUAUCAGUUGUGUAUAUCUGAUUAUGGAUUUUCAGACAUUAACUUUGAAACACCAUGCUUUGACAAAAUUAGUAUUUAUAAGAACUCUCUCAAAACCAAGGGGGAAAGAGGUUAAUAAAGUUUUGUUGUAACUUUU